AGUUUGAGUGUGUGCGCGCGCACGUGUACGCAUGUUUGUGAGUUCGUUCACGCCCACGCGCACUGGGGAUUCCCCUCGUGACAACAACAGCUUCGCCUUUCAUAUAUUCAGCUCCUCUUCUUCCUCCAGAGUCCGGACCUUAUCGGCUCUCAGUGCUCACAUUCUCUCCGCCUGGAGCUCGAGUGUGACCGGAUAUGUAGACGACGACGCUUCGACUGUUUCGAAGUCUUGAAGCACCGUUUGCUACCCGGUCACAUCACGGAGCAACGCGGGGCCACCACAACCGUGAGUAGCCGAUAAACCCUCGGGGAAGGCGAGUCCGACUCCACCACCAUGGCGAGCGGCGACUGCAGGAAAGACGAGGCGAUGGAGGACAACCGCACGGACUCGGGCAUCGAGUCGUACCGUUCCCUGCAGAAGGGGAAAGAAGAGGAGCCCAGGGAGCCGAGUGGGGACUUCGGGGCACCGAGGGACAAGUUUUCCGCCGUGGAGGAGCGCCUGGACUCGGCCUAUGGCUCCUCGUCCAUCACGGUGGAGAGUCUGACAGAGAUAGUUGGGGACUGCACGCUUUCCAGCACCGAGGAGCAAGAACAGAUGUCUGAACUGUCUGAACAGGAGGAAAACCUGCUCACCACUAUCACUGAAGACGGAGACACAAUCCUGCACUUAGCAAUCAUACAUGAAGAGGAAUUCAUCACUCAACAGUUGAUAGAGAUAUUCCCAAAAGAAGUCCUGGACAUCCAAAACAACUUAUAUCAGACCCCUCUGCACCUGGCCACAUACCUGAACUUGACCGAGGUGGUGAAGGGUCUUCUGGAGAAAGGAGCCAGUCUAGAGCUGCAGGACCAGGAUGGAAACACAGCGCUCCAUGUGGCCUGCCAGCACGGGCAGACAGAGUGUGCCACAGAGAUGACUCGAGAUGUUUCCCCAAGCAAGCUGGCGCCGGUCCUCGAGACGCAGAACUGGAGAGGUCUUACCUGUCUUCACUUGGCUGCACUGAACAGGCAUCAUCACAUUAUGAAACUUCUGAUGAAAAAGGGAGCGGACCUAAACAUACAGGAAGGAACCAGCGGCAAAACAGCUCUUCAUCUCGCCGUUGAACUGCACGACAUCACAUCAGUAAAGCUGCUCCUCAGCAGGGGAGCCAACGUGGACGAGGCCAUGUUCAAUGGAUGCACGGCCCUGCAUCUCGCUGUCGGGAGACAGGACGCUGCGAUCGCAAACCUCCUCUGCCAGUCAGGCGCUGACACGAUGCUGAGGAACAUGGAGGAUGAAACCGCGCUGGAUCUGGCUGACGGGAAUGAUGAUAUCCUGGCUCUCUUUCCUUUCGAUGACAUCCAGAUCUCUGGGCGAUCAGUGGUCGGUGUGAAGUUUUGAGCAGAGUCUCAGAAAAAUCCUUCUGAAAUAGUCUGGGAUCUCACCGCAGCUGGGACUUGAAGAGAAAAAGCUUUUUGGACUGAAGUUUUAAUAGUGCCUCAUUUUGUAGUGGAUUCUGAUCUGAUCAUUUUUUGUCCAUUAUCUAGACAAAUAUGUGCACCAUGUAAAUCUUACUUCCCUCUGACAAACAGAGAAUUUUAGCUUAACACUGUAAAAUAACUUUGAGUCAGUUUUUUUUGCUUCUCAUGCCUCAGGAGGGGUUGCAGAAAAUCCACCUCAAUGUGAGUGCCAAACUUUCUAACGAGAUCUAUUGAAAAUUCUACCUCUUUAUUACAGGAACCGUGUUUGAAAGGCUAUGGAUGGAACAUUCAAAGUUUCAGUUUAUCAAACUUUAUUAGCAAAUGAUUGCAUUUGUAUGAUAACAUGCUUAUAUUUCCUGUAAAUGUGGCAUUUCUUGUGUAGCCAGAGAAGGACUGUUUUGAGGCGUGCAUUGAUGGCAGAAGAGAGUUACAAAAUGAUAAACUAUCACUGAGUCCCAAAGAGACUUGCAACCUUUCAAAAAAUCAACUAACAAUUCAUAAAACGUGUUUCCUGAAUACAAAUGUAAUAUAUAAUUCAUUAAUGUAGCUUCAUCUUUUUGAUUUUUUGGCCACUUAAAGUAAUGAAAGGAUUUAUCUUAUCCUUUAUCGGACUGUUCUUUGGUGUGAAAUUACUCUGCCCUUCUAGUUAAUAUAAGCAGUUUGUUUAUUUUGUAAUAAAAUGAAG
Molecule: messenger RNA, 2142 nt
Organism: Notolabrus celidotus (New Zealand spotty)
Lineage: Eukaryota; Metazoa; Chordata; Actinopteri; Labriformes; Labridae
Gene: nfkbie
Product: nuclear factor of kappa light polypeptide gene enhancer in B-cells inhibitor, epsilon
Exons: 7
Coding region: 334-1377 (347 amino acids)
Molecular function (GO): protein binding
Source: RefSeq, a predicted model, not a curated record